AUGACUACAGAAACAGUCCAAGCCAUCCCAGCAAGCGAGGAGUACUACGACCUUGGCUCAUAUGGGCACGUUAUCAGCACCACCAGCGCCGACACCCAGACCUGGUUCAACCGGGGUCUAACAUGGGUUUACGCCUUUAAUCACGUAGAGGGGGCCUACUGCUUCGAACAGGCCAUUGCAAAUGAUCCGACAUGUGCAAUGGCAUACUGGGGGCUCGCCUAUGCGGUAGGUCCAAACUACAACAAGCCCUGGGAGAGGUUCGAUGAGAGAGACUUGCAUGCCUGUGUAAAACGAGGAUUUUAUGCCGCACAAAAGGCCAUGGAACAUGCGGGGAACGCAACACCCCUCGAGAAGGCUCUCAUCGAUGCAAUUCAAACUCGUUUCGUCGCCGACACUCCGCCUAACGAUUACCCGACCAUCAACAAGAGCUACGCCGCCGCCAUGAAGCUAGUUUACGAUGCUUUCGGGGAUGAUAUCGACGUGGCCACGCUCUAUGCGGAUGCGUUGAUGAACAUGACUCCGUGGGCGUUAUGGGAUCUUUUCACUGGAAAGCCGAAUGCUAACGCGCCCACGAUGGAAGUCAAAGCCGUUCUGGACCGAGCGCUCACUUAUGAGAAAGCCAAUCUCCAUCCCGGCCUGCUUCAUCUCUACAUCCAUUAUAUCGAGAUGUCACCUACCCCGGAACUGGGAAUAAAUGCAGCCGAUAACCUUCGUGACCUUGUCCCGGAUGCCGGUCAUAUCCACCACAUGCCUACCCAUCUGGACAUCCUCAUUGGAGACUGGAGGCGUUCCAUUGCUUCUAACUAUAACUCGACCCUUGCGGACGACAAGUAUUUCCGCAAAGCAGGUGCUGCCAACUUCUACACCUUCUACCGUAUGCACGACUACCAUUCCUUAAUCUAUGCAGCCAUGUUCGCCGGAAAAUCGCAAAUGGCUCUCGACGCAGUGACGCGCAUGGAAGCCACCGUCCCCGAGGAAGUCCUCCGGAUCCAGUCCCCGCCUAUGGCUGACUGGCUCGAGCAAUUCCUAACCAGCCGGCUGCAUGUAAUGGUGCGAUUUGGCAUGUGGGAGGAGCUGAAACAGAAAGAGCUGCCAACUGAUCAGACUCUCUACUCCGGCACCACAGCCAUGACGCACUACGCGCGAGGAGUCGCCUUCGCCGCUACCGGGGAUGUCCCGACAGCUCGCAAGGAGCAGGAACGGUUCAAUCAGGCAUGGAAGCGUGUUCCAGAGACCCGCCUCGCUUAUAACGGGAAGAUUGUCGAUGUGCUCCAGGUGGCUGCGGCCAUGUUGGAAGGUGAGAUCGAGUAUCGGUGCGCGAACUACGAUCAGGCCUUUGCCGCUCUGCGUCGUGCUAUUGAUAUUGAGGAUAAGUUGCCCUACAGUGAGCCGUGGUCGUGGAUGCAACCUUCCCGCCACGCGUACGCGGCUCUUCUGAUGGAACAGGGGCAUCUGGAAGAAGCAGCGCAGGUGUAUCGUGCCGAUCUGGGACUGGACAACACACUUGUUCGGCAGUGCCGUCAUCCUAACAACGUCUGGUCGCUGCAGGGGUAUCAUGAAUGCUUGGUGAGACUGGGGAAGCUGGAUGAGGCAGCAAUGAUUGAGCAAUCGGUUAAAUUGGCUCUUGCGGUGGCGGAUGUCCCCAUCAAGGCCUCGUGUUUCUGCAGGCUGGAUACUUCGCAGGCGCCGCAGGUUCUCACAGGGUGUUGCUCUAAGGACUGA
Messenger RNA from Aspergillus luchuensis, 1722 nucleotides. Its product is annotated as tetratricopeptide repeat protein. Gene Ontology annotation, cellular component: intracellular anatomical structure. NCBI's taxonomy places the organism in Eukaryota, Fungi, Ascomycota, Eurotiomycetes, Eurotiales, Aspergillaceae. Bases 1 to 1722 code for a protein of 573 amino acids. The record is from RefSeq and is a predicted model, not a curated record. The transcript has a single exon. Gene Ontology annotation, molecular function: protein binding.